This is a messenger RNA of Limanda limanda (common dab), 1573 nucleotides long. It is a transcript of the gene cd79a, whose product is annotated as CD79a molecule, immunoglobulin-associated alpha. The record is from RefSeq and is a predicted model, not a curated record. The transcript is spliced from 5 exons. Bases 79 to 741 code for a protein of 220 amino acids. Gene Ontology annotation, biological process: B cell differentiation; B cell receptor signaling pathway. Gene Ontology annotation, cellular component: B cell receptor complex; external side of plasma membrane. NCBI's taxonomy places the organism in Eukaryota, Metazoa, Chordata, Actinopteri, Pleuronectiformes, Pleuronectidae.
CGACCUGAGCAGUGUCUGAAACUUUUUUUUAAACCUGGAUUAAAUUAGUAUUCUUAGAUUAAAUAUUUGUUAAAUAAAAUGGGGAUAGCAACAAUCUUUGUUCUCUGCAGCUUUGCAGUGGGUGUAGCUCCGAGUGGGGUCACGUUUGAGUCGGACGUGCCCUUCCUGGAAAAGGCCCUCUCUCAGGACGCUGACCUGGAGUGCUGCUACACCACCGAGGAGAGACACCCAAAAUUUGUUUGGGUCAAAAGUUUUCACAAUGUCAAUGUUACCAUCGGCCCCCACGCUGUGAAUCGUUCAGGCCAUGUGAUUAAAUCUGAGAAACAUUGUAGCACCCUGAGCUUGACAUCGGUCCAGUUGAAUGACUCCGGCCUGUACCAGUGUCGGCUGAAAGGCAGUGAAGUCUCCUCUCAUGGCACCUACCUGCAUGUCUACAAACCACAGGAGAAGACACUGAACCUCAGAGAAAGCACCAAAAACAACAUCCUGAUUGUUGAGGGAGUCCUGCUCUUCCUGUGUGUGCUGUUGCCAUCGGCCGCCCUUUUCUCCAAGUCAAUGAAACUCCAUGAACUACAGAAGAAGAAGGCGCAGAGGGAAGAGGAAAACAUAUAUCAGGGGCUCAAUCUGGACGACUGUUGCGACCAAUACGAUCAGAUCGAGCGGUCCCAGGACCGUGGCCCGUACGAGGACGUGUGCAACAUAAUGGAGGAAGAGGAGGAGAUCCAGCUGGAGAAACCCUGAGGGAAGAAAGGGGAGAGAAAGAGGAGGGGAAAGAUGAUAUAGAAAGUGUGGAAUCUAUUUUCAGAGCUUUUUAAAAAAGAUAUAGCCUGCAGUUAAACUUAUAACAUCAAACAAGUAUUAUUAUUAACAACAGAUUUUUUAAUCUGCUUUUGACCUCAGAUAUAAAAGUUGCUAAUCAGAGCUUUUCAUGUGGCACAUGAUCUGCCUCAGGGAAAUAACCUUUACUCAACUUUAACACCAAAAUGUACGAAAAGUACAAAAGAGUUUUAAGAUCUACAAUUUCAUCACAUCUGCUGCUGUCAUGUGAGUAAAGGCUGCAGAACGGAUUCUGAAGGAAGCUUGGGAUGAGGUUGUUUUGUUUUAUCAGCUUCUUUAAUGUUUAUAAAAAAUAUAUGUAAGGUCUAUAUACAUUAAACUCAAUGCCUUAAUUGGUUGAACUAUAUGGCCAAAAAUGAUCUAGGUAAAAGUUUUCAUAUCAGUUGAUAUUGAUAAUUAUCACAAUAUAUGUCACAAUGUUAUUUCUUGUAAGUUUAAAGUCUGAUUUCUUCUUUAUGGACAGAAAAUAACAAACACUUGACAACAGCAAAACAUUUGUACAAAUCUGAAGUAGAUCAAUGAUUGUGUCAGACGUCAUGAGUUUGCAAAAUGCAGAAACAACAAAUCCUUACUUCCUGGACUUGUUGUAUAGCUAUAGAUGAAAAUCAUAUUGUAUUAAUUAUUGAUAGUUUUGUGUUCAGCUUAUUCCAUGCAUUUUACUCCAUGCAUUUCCACAUUGUAUUUGCUUGUUGCUAUUGCUGAGAGUGCUCAAAGAAUAAAAUUGUGUGAAAAAAUA